This is a messenger RNA of Lathyrus oleraceus (garden pea), 1716 nucleotides long. RefSeq lists its product as uncharacterized. Gene Ontology annotation, molecular function: aspartic-type endopeptidase activity. The coding region runs from base 1 to 1716 and encodes 571 amino acids. NCBI's taxonomy places the organism in Eukaryota, Viridiplantae, Streptophyta, Magnoliopsida, Fabales, Fabaceae. Gene Ontology annotation, biological process: proteolysis. The record is from RefSeq and is a predicted model, not a curated record. The transcript has 4 exons.
AUGGUAACCAUUGGGGAACGUGUUGAGAGCGGACUGAAAUCAGGGAAAAUCACAUACACGACCGCAGCGCAGACAACCAACAAAAGGCCGCAUGGGGGCUUCGCUAAAAAGAAGGAGGGGGAAGCAAACAUUUUGAUGGCGAAGGCUUGCCCCCGAUAUCAAUUUCUGAUGGCCCCUAUGUCGUAUUAUCCAUAUUUGUACGUCGCCGCAGCUCAAUAUCAGCAACCGCCAUUCCAGUACCAACCGCAGAAAGGCAAUCAACAACCAACACCCGCUCAGAAAAAUCCGAACCAACAAUAUAAUCGUGAUAACAGAGGACAAAAUCGAGGUCAAAAUAACAAAGGCAAUUAUGGUAAUUGUUCCCAGUUUGAUAAGAUCUCGGUGCCAUAUGCAGAAUUAGUGCCAUAUCUGAUUCAUGUGGGGGCUAUUGUACCAAUAGAACUUCCCGCAGCCUCUCCUCCCUAUAAUCAUAGUCACAAUCCUAAUGCCACAUGCGCUUUCCAUGCAGGGUAUAUAGGACAUUCCACCAAGGACUACCAUAGUGGCGCAGCAGUCAAUGCUGUGAUCGAAGAGGAGACCACCAAAUCUAUACGAAGGACCAAAGAAGUGAAGCCUCUGAUGUCCGUUGUGUUACAGAGGCUUGAACAGUUUGGGUUUCUAGAAGGUGUACAUGAUGAUUGUGCAGUAUGCGAGUUUGAUUUGGAUAAUAGCGACCACCUGAAGGGUUGUGUGCAAGAACUGAUGGAUCAAGGGUUAAUACAGUUCUCCAAGUCUCAAGCAGUAGAAGAGGUGGAAGCAGUACCAUGGAAUUAUGAGACUACAACGUAUUUGGGAGGAAACGAAAUUCGCAUUCCUGACACAGAAAUCGUCAACAUUGCUGGAACGGGAGGCAUGACUCGAAGUGGCCAUGUAUUUGCUUCUAAAUACACUCCUAGGGUGUCUCCGGCACCCACAGUUAUCCCGCCUAAGGAGAAGGUUAUUGAAAAUAAAGCUACAAAAUCUGAAACGUCUAAGGGUAAAGCGCCAAUGGUUGAGAAAGAACAAGUUGAAGAUUACAAGAAGAGUAUCACUUUUGAGGAAAGCCAAGAAUUCCUCAAAUUGAUCAAGAAAAGUGAUUUCAAGAUUGUUGACCAGUUGAAUCAGACUCCCUCAAAAAUAUCAAUUUUGUCUUCGCGGUUGAGUUCUGAGGCUCAUCACAAAGCAUUGCUGAAAGUUCUAAAUGUCUCUCAUGUGAUGCAAGAUAUCACGGUCGACCAAUUUGACGAUGUGGUUUCCAAUAUCACCGCCAGUAGGUAUCUGGGAUUUAAUGAAGCAGAGGUACCUUUUGAGGGAAACGGCCACAACAAAGAACUACACAUUUUGGUCACAUGUACCGACUCUCUCUUAUCUCGAGUCCUCGUUGAUACUGGUUCUUCGCUUAAUGUACUACCAAAAUCUACGUUGAGCCAAUUACAGUUUAAAGGGACCGAUAUGAGGACCAUCGCAUUAAUCAUUCAUGCUUUCGAUGGUUCCCGAAGGCAGGUAAUUUGGAAGGUUGAUUUGCCUAUCUGUGUUGGACCCCACCAGUUCAACAUCACUUUCCAAGUCGGACAUCAACCCAGCUUACAGUUGUUUGUUGGGCAGACCGUGGAUUCAUGCCGUUGGGGAAGUCAAUUAUACAUUGCACCAGAGGCUGAAAUACUUGAUAGAGGACAAACUGGUAAUUGUGUGUGGUGA